Messenger RNA from Endocarpon pusillum Z07020, 3177 nucleotides. RefSeq names its product 2-oxoglutarate dehydrogenase. The transcript is spliced from 3 exons. NCBI's taxonomy places the organism in Eukaryota, Fungi, Ascomycota, Eurotiomycetes, Verrucariales, Verrucariaceae. The record is from RefSeq and is a predicted model, not a curated record. Gene Ontology annotation, cellular component: oxoglutarate dehydrogenase complex; mitochondrion. The coding region runs from base 1 to 3177 and encodes 1058 amino acids. Gene Ontology annotation, biological process: tricarboxylic acid cycle. Gene Ontology annotation, molecular function: oxoglutarate dehydrogenase (succinyl-transferring) activity; thiamine pyrophosphate binding.
AUGCUUCGCGCCACGAUGAGCAGGCCAAGCAGUGGCCUGCUCGGCACGACGUACCGCCGCAGUAGAGCCAUAUCUACUGCUAUCUCUUCAGGAUUGGUCAGAGAGAGAUCGAACCUUGCACUGCGAUCAGGUAGGAAGCUACCGGCGAUCACCGCAAACGUGUCUCGCAGAGGCUAUGCGAUGGCUGUUGAAGAGACCAACAAGGGAGUGGAUCCAAAUGACUCCUUCCUGCAAGGAAAUACAGCCAACUACAUUGAUGAAAUGUAUAUGGCAUGGAAACACGACCCGAAGUCCGUACACGUCUCGUGGCAAGCUUACUUCCGGAAUGUGGAGGAUGGAAAUAUGCCUAUAUCACAAGCCUUUCAGCCACCGCCAUCAAUCGCAUCUGCUUCUCAGGGGUUCAAUCUCGGCAGUGGAGUUGCUAUGCAACCUGGCGAAGGGGGAGACGUCCAGAAUCACUUAAAGGUACAACUUCUAGUGCGCGCUUACCAAGCUCGAGGACAUCACAAGGCAAAGACAGAUCCGUUAGGGAUCCGUGGCGAAGCAGAGGCGUUUGGCUACAACAGACCAAGGGAGCUGGAAGUAGACCAUUACAACUUCAAAGAGAGCGACAUGGACCAGGAAUUCACCUUGGGACCUGGUAUCCUCCCCCGGUUCGCAACCAAGGACAGGCAGAAGAUGACGCUUAGAGAGAUUGUUGCCGCUUGUGAGAAGAUUUACUGCGGCUCGUAUGGCGUCGAGUACAUCCAUAUUCCUGAUCGGGAGCAAUGCGACUGGAUCAGGAACCGCGUCGAGGUGCCAACCCCAUACAAGUACAACGUGGACGACAAGAGAAGAAUAUUGGACCGGCUGAUCUGGAGUUCGAGCUUUGAAGCUUUUCUUGCCACCAAAUAUCCGAAUGACAAAAGAUUUGGGCUCGAAGGUUGUGAGACUUUGGUACCUGGCAUGAAGGCAUUGAUAGAUCGAAGUGUCGAUUAUGGUGUGAGAGACAUCGUCAUUGGUAUGCCACACCGUGGUCGUCUCAACGUCCUGAGUAAUGUGGUUCGUAAGCCCAAUGAGUCGAUAUUUAGCGAAUUUGGCGGUUCUCAGGAAGCCACCGACGAGGGCUCUGGUGAUGUGAAGUACCAUCUGGGCAUGAACUUCGAACGCCCAACCCCUUCCGGUAAACGGGUCCAGCUUUCGCUGGUCGCCAAUCCGUCCCAUCUGGAAGCGGAAGACCCAGUCGUGCUGGGUAAGACUAGAGCAAUCCAGCAUUUCAAUCAGGAUGAGAGAAAGUUUAACACUGCGCUCGGAGUGCUAUUGCAUGGUGAUGCUGCAUUCGCCGGACAGGGAGUGGUUUAUGAGACGAUGGGAUUUCACUCUCUUCCUGCGUACUCAACUGGUGGUACCAUCCACAUUAUCGUCAACAACCAGAUAGGCUUUACCACUGAUCCACGUUUCUCACGCUCUACUCCCUACUGCUCCGAUAUUGCCAAGGCUAUCGACGCACCAGUCUUCCAUGUCAACGGCGACGAUGUCGAAGCCGUCAACUUUGUCUGCCAAAUGGCGGCCGACUGGCGGGCUGACUUCAAGAAAGAUUGCGUGAUUGAUAUCGUGUGCUACCGGAAACAAGGCCACAACGAAACCGAUCAACCAUCGUUCACUCAACCACUCAUGUACAAGCGAAUCAGCGAGGUCAAGCCUCAACUAGACAAGUACGUAGAGAAACUCAUCAACGAGCGAAGCUUUACCAAUGAGGACAUUGAUGAGCACAAGAAAUGGGUUUGGGGAAUGCUGAACGACAGCUUUGACAGGAGUAAGGACUACCAACCUACUGGCAAGGAAUGGCUCACUUCGGCCUGGAAUGGGUUUGCGUCACCCAGAGAGCUUGCCACCGAGGUUCUGCCACAUCUGCCGACCGCUGUGCCCGCCGAGCAGCUCAGAGAGAUUGGCGAUAAGAUCGCUGGCGCUCCUGAAGGAUUCCACGUCCAUCGCAACCUGAAACGAAUCCUUGCAAACAGGAAGAAGACCGUGAACGAGGGCAAGAACAUUGAUUGGUCAACUGCUGAAGCACUUGCAUUCGGCUCGCUGUGCAUGGAAGGCCAUCAUGUUCGUGUUUCCGGGCAAGAUGUCGAGCGAGGUACAUUCUCCCAACGUCAUGCUGUGUUGCACGAUCAGGAGAAUGAAGCGACGUGGACACCAUUGAACCACCUGUCCAAAGACCAAGGCCAGUUUGUCAUCUCCAAUUCAUCGCUGAGCGAGUUUGGUGUGCUCGGCUUUGAAUAUGGAUAUUCGCUCUCGUCGCCAAACGCCCUGGUGAUGUGGGAAGCUCAAUUCGGCGACUUCGCAAACAACGCGCAAUGUAUCAUCGAUCAAUUCAUCGCAUCAGGUGAGGUGAAGUGGCUGCAACGGACGGGUCUGGUCUGCUCCUUGCCUCAUGGCUAUGAUGGGCAAGGCCCCGAGCACUCUUCUGGCCGGAUGGAGAGGUACUUGCAACUUUGCAACGAAGAACCCCGAGUCUUUCCCACAGCGGAGAAGUUGGAACGUCAGCAUCAGGACUGCAACAUGCAGGUUGCCUACAUGACCACACCAGCUAAUUUAUUCCAUAUUCUACGAAGGCAGAUGAACAGACAAUUCCGAAAACCCCUUAUCAUGUUCUUCUCCAAAUCCCUUCUUCGCCAUCCCCUUGCGCGGUCAAGUAUUGAGGAUUUCACGGGCAAUUCACAUUUCAGCUGGAUCAUCCCCGAUCCCGCUCACCAGGAUCAGUCUAUCGCAUCGCACGACAAGAUUGAUCGUGUGAUUCUGUGUUCUGGUCAAGUCUAUGCUGCACUGGUCAAGCAUCGAGAGAGUAACGGCAUCAAGGACGCUGCCAUCACACGGAUUGAACAGCUCAAUCCAUUUCCGUGGCAACAGCUGAAGGAAAACCUUGAUUCAUAUCCCAAUGCGAGAGAUAUUGUGUGGUGUCAAGAGGAACCCCUGAAUGCGGGUGGGUGGUCAUUCGUCCAACCUCGGAUUGAGACACUGUUGAACGAAACCGAGCACCAUAACCGCCGCCACGUGAUGUAUGCUGGCCGGAACCCAAGUGCUAGUGUGGCUACUGGGCUGAAGACAAGCCAUCAGAAGGAAGAGCACGAGCUGUUGGCGGACGCGUUCAAGGUACAUCAAGAGGUGCUGAAGGGACAGGCGAAGAACGAGUAG